Messenger RNA from Pangasianodon hypophthalmus (striped catfish), 4311 nucleotides. It is a transcript of the gene mnx2b, whose product is annotated as motor neuron and pancreas homeobox 2b. Gene Ontology annotation, biological process: spinal cord motor neuron cell fate specification; central nervous system development; regulation of DNA-templated transcription. Gene Ontology annotation, cellular component: nucleus. The record is from RefSeq and is a predicted model, not a curated record. Gene Ontology annotation, molecular function: DNA-binding transcription factor activity, RNA polymerase II-specific; sequence-specific double-stranded DNA binding. NCBI's taxonomy places the organism in Eukaryota, Metazoa, Chordata, Actinopteri, Siluriformes, Pangasiidae. The transcript has 3 exons. The coding region runs from base 253 to 963 and encodes 236 amino acids.
UGACGUGUGAAAGGCAGCAGCGCUACACCUCAGCGUGGAAAUUAACAUUUAUUAUUAUUAUUGUUGUUGUUUUUUACGUUUCAGGGAGUUUAUAAAAUGGAAUAUAAUGGAAUAACGGAGUGAAGAUGUGAAGUGAAGAUUCUUUUAUUUUCGUCAAAUUUAAAAAAAAGGUUUAAAUCUGAUAUUUUCAGUGCGCUUCUUAUGCGCGCUCUGCUCAACUCUACACCUUUUUCCGCCUGAAAUUCCGUUUCCAUGGAGAAAUCCAAGAACUUCCGCAUCGAGGCUCUGCUCGCGCCGUGUGAGGCUCCGCCCCCAAGUGCUUUUCCGGGUCUGGUGGCGCGCGCGGGUCCGCUCCCGGUGCCGUCCCCCGGUGUGUACGCGAGCGCGCCGCUGUUCCCCGCAGUGCCCGCGCUUCACUACCCCGGAAUCCCGCACAUCAGCCCCGCAUACGAGCCGUGGAUCCGCGCGAGCCUGCUACUGCCGCGACUCCACCCAUACACCGCAUCUCCUCAGUCGGGGUUGAUGGGAAAAUGUCGGAGGCCGCGCACGGCGUUCACCAGCCAGCAGCUGCUCGAGCUCGAGAACCAGUUUAAACUCAACAAAUAUCUCUCACGGCCCAAACGCUUUGAAGUUGCCACGUCACUAAUGCUAACAGAGACGCAGGUGAAGAUCUGGUUCCAAAACCGCAGGAUGAAAUGGAAACGAAGUCGUAAAGCCAAGGAACACGUGGAAGCAGCACGAGAGCGCAAAUCAACCAAUGAGAAUCCAGCGUCUGAGUCUGAGGGGGCGGGGCUUGGGAAGCAGGACGUAGAGGAGGAAGAAGAGGUGGACGACGAAAACGAUUUCAACACGGACACGCAACAUUCGGACUUUUUGCAGAAGGACGUAGAUACACGAUACGCUUCCGAUGACGAUGUGGACGAAGUGAGAGGUGGGGACAGAAAGAUGGGGGCGGGGUUAUAAAGACGAGAUAAGGAACCAAUCAGAGACAAGGAUGAGCCUGUUUGCUCAGAAACGUGGAGGUGACUCGAAGAUACUGUGAAAUACUGAACGCUUCAUGAACUGAUUUUAAUGUUAUACCAGAGUACUGAACACUGACUAAACACUAAACGUAGCCUUUAGGUUUCUCAGUUCUUAUACAGGCUUCACCCUAAACACCAAACAACAACAACAACGCCAUUUAAACAAACAUGCCAUCGAGCAAAGUCUCUCCUUCACCACGCUUUAGUAGAAUGAUUUAUUUCCACCAACUAGUUCAGGAGUUUGUAGCUAGUGCUACAACGGUCAGAUUACAGGUCAGUUAGUGUAGUUUUAAGUCCAUGUAUGGUGUAUAGUGGUCUGUAAACGCACAACAUGUUAACAAAGCUAAAGUGCAACAGGAAAACCAAAGAAGACAAAAGCAAAAAAAUGUAAAACAGCAAAUUCAGAAAUAGAACAACAGCAAAUAAAAAAACACAGCAGCAAAUUCAGAAACACAAUAACAAAAAAAAAAAACAGAAAAGAAAAUUCAGAAACAACAACAAAAACAGAAACACAACAGCAAAUUAAGAAACACAACAAAAACAGAAACACAACAGCAAAUACAGAAAUACAGCAACAAAAGCCAAAAACAAAAAACACAGAAAAAAACAGUAACAGAGCAGUAAAACUAAAAUACACAACAGCAAAUUCAGAAACACAGAAACAAACCAAGUAUACACAACAGCAAAGCCAGAAACACAACAGUAAAUUCAGAAACACAACAAAAACAGAAACACAACAGUAAAUUCAGAAACACAACGAAAACAGAAACACAACAGCAAAUUCACAAACACAACAACAAAACCAAAAAUCUAACAGUGAAUUCAGAAACAAACAAAUAAAAAAAAACAGAAACGCAACAUCAAAUCUGGAAACAACAGCAUAUUCGGAAACAGUAAAACUAGCUAGGCUAACUAGAUGACAGAUGGAAAAGUGCAGUUAAUUUCCCUUGUAACGGUUAUAUGCCGUGUCCAAUCAGCCACCAGCACUGGUGUAAAAUUCAGUAACAAAAUCCUGAGAAAACUGAAACUUCCUUCUCUGAAGUUCAGAUCAGUUUAUAAUACCGAUGUUGGGUGCUAAGCUGUGAAACUGAAAACUACAGCUAAGAACCAGAUGUUCUGUCAUUUUGGAUUUUGUUAGCCAGCUAGCAACAAACAAACAAACAAACAAACAAACAAAAAACAUCAAAUUUACGAUGUAAGAAUCCUGUCAGUUUAGGUUAUGUUAGCUAGCUGGCUAAAGAAUUAUGUGUAUGUGUUUUGUUUUUGUUGAACAUUUUCCAUGUAUAUAUUUGGAAGUUGUUUCUUUUAUCUGUGAAGAUUGAGAUUUUUUUGUUAAUUUACACAAGCCGAGUUUUAGAACUGCUGUGUAAUAUGUGCUAAUGCUACAGUUUAUACAAUUAGCAGCAGAUCUAUGAAAAUAUUUCAAAUUCUGAAAUGAAUUAUGAAACAUUUAAAAUCAGGAUGAAGAAUUGCAGUAUAUCUGCAAAGCUCAUCAUAUAACAUCAUUUCUUUAGCUGGAAAUAACACUUAGCAAAAAAUUCUGGUUUUAAUUACACAAUAUGAUAGUUUAGCAACAUUAGCUAAGCUAUGUUUGGUUUAAACUCAUCAUCAACAGAAGAUACACAGCAACGUGCAACAUGUCACGCUAAAACGCAAGAUAACGUUGUCUCUAUGUUGGGUUUUUUAAUCAAAUCUUUUCCAACCUGAUGUUAUUUAAAUGUGUUAAGGUUUAAUUUAUUGGCUUUAAAGUGAACUAGAGGCCAAAUAACAUGAAAUAAAAUGGAUCAUUUUGUAAAACGUUGUGUGUCUCAUUUUUGUAGUCAUACACAAGUAUGAAUUAGUAUUAGCAAAGUUUUGGGGGUUAGCUAGCAUGCUAGCAACCAACUAGGAUGAUGUACAGAAAUAAGUGUGAAGGUAGGAAUCGACCUGAGGAAAGGUUAAUUGAUUUAAUACUGCUAAUUUCAUUUAAUUUCAUUUAAGUUUACAAGGUUUGAGUACUAGCCACAGGUAAAAUGCUAACCCCAACCUGUGACUAAAUUACCUACGGUGCCAACUUUUGACUUUUUUGCCAUCAAUUUUCUUCGCAAAUUUCUAGGCUUGUGCUCGGAUGUUGCUAACUAAAUCAUUUCUAAUCAGCUAGCUUGUUAAGUAGCUAGCAAAAUUUGGUGAUAUUGGUUAAAUUAGCAAAACAGCCCAGCCAUAGUUGUUACAAUAAGGGGAAAAUCUGUUUGUCAUUGUACGGUGACAUUCAGUGUCGAUUCCUGAGGUGAUUUAAUAGUAACACCUUCCUGUAUGUGAAGAAACAUCUAGAUUUCAAGGUUGUUUCUUGAAGCAGGACGAGUGAGACGUGAGGAUCGACUGUAAAUCAAAGCCUUUAAUGGAAAAAUAUUUCCAUUUCCUCCCUCAGAUGUCGCAUCUCCCUCCAUUCCUCUCAUGAUCUGUCCUGUAAACUCCUAGCAUGCUGAUUAGCAUGCUAAAGAACAGACGGAAAACGAUGGCGCAUAAUAAACCUGUUAUUUGCGUUGUUUACGAGCGCGCCUCUCAAAUCUGAAUUUUACUGAUGGUCCGAUGAUUAAGUUAAUGAAGGGGAGAUAAAGAUCAUCGGCCCUCGAUGACGGUGAUGUCACAGAGUCCAUUUCAUUUGCAGGACAAAUAAAAACAUGUAUGAGGAUGAAGAUUAAUAUCCAAGACAUGACGAGACGCCGUAUAACUUCUCUGGCGUGGCGGCCAUGGCGUCAUGUUUAUAUAGUGAUUAAAUGCGUUUUAACUGGGACUCGUUAAAUCUGACUCAUCAAAGGCCAAGACUUAUAACUAGCUUGUGUGUUACGUAGCUGAUUUGCUGACCAGUUCAAUGAUCAAUUUGCUAGCAGAAAAAAUUAUUUGCUGGGGUAUGACUGGAGGUUUGUUAAAGUGGUUCAAAAAACUGUUGCUAAGCAACUGGGAAAUAUGGAUGCCAAGAAUAAACUAGCUACUAACCAAGGCUAAUGAUUUAGCUAGGAUAUACUGUAGGUGUGACAAUGGAAAUGAGACAGAAUUAUCAGGAACAUCAACAUUUGCCUCAGAUGUGUUGGUAAAUUACUUCCAAAACACACUGUAUGAAUAAAAUUAUACUUAGCAGCAACCGCUAACCAAACGUCCUCAGGUUGAGCUCAGAAUGGCCGCUCACAGCAUCAGCAGUAAACAAAGCAGCACUUCUUACCUUAUAUACAAAUAUUUUCUUUAGAUUAAUCAACAAACAGACAUAUUUGCUUGUUAAAUCUGUAACACAGACUCUACAGAUCACUGUUUU